AUGAUGCCGCCAGCCAAACCUAUACUGGAGAAGCUCUCAACGCCUGUCACGGCCAGCUUCCCGUCCGAGAUCACAUCGGCCUCGGUUGCAACGCCCCUAUCAGCCAUCCAAUUUCACCUCAAGCCGGAACCGGAAUACGUCAAGACGCCUAUCAGCCCACCCUCAGCUUACACCGACUUCUUGACCAAGGCCAUGUCCCUCAACUCUCCAGCCGUGGCAAUGUCGUGCGAAAACAAUUCCGAAGUCGAGCCUGCCUCGAGCACCGCCGUCGGCGACAAAUUGGAGGCCCCCCAGACGAGCGGGGACGGCCCCGCAUCCGCUGUAUCCGUAAAAAGAGGCAAGCUGUCGCUGCCAACAUCAGCACCUGCGAUUCCUUCAAGCCCGUACCCGUCAUCAGCCUCGACGUCGGCGCCCCCGAACAGCGCUGCUUCAUUCCCAAGCUUGAAAUUGCCUUCGAGCCCGGCGGUUUCCGGCUACGACUCUCCCCUCAGCGCUAGCGUCGUCAGAUCACCGUUCAGUGCGCGAUCGCUCCACUCUGUGUUCGACUGGGACGCAGCCCUGAAGGCUCGCUACGCAGACGCAAAGCAGCAAAAGUCAUCGAGAGCUAGCGUGCGACAUAUUCGAGAAGUCGUCACCAGGACUGUCACCUACACGCCUAGGAUGGAUCCAGCUCCGAAGGGCAAGCGGCGAAAGGUUGAAUAG
Molecule: messenger RNA, 702 nt
Organism: Drechmeria coniospora
Lineage: Eukaryota; Fungi; Ascomycota; Sordariomycetes; Hypocreales; Ophiocordycipitaceae
Exons: 1
Coding region: 1-702 (233 amino acids)
Source: RefSeq, a predicted model, not a curated record